GCGGCCGCACAGGCUUCCAGCCCCGUGGGCGAGCGCCGCAGCUCCGAGCGCCCGCCGCCCGCGAUGCAGCCCGGCCUGUGAGCCGCCGUCCAGCCCUGGGACGCCCGCGCCGCACAACUACCUCAGCACCGCCCCGCCCGCUGCACCGCGCCGGUGCCCAGGGCCAGGCAACCUGAUCUUCCGCCUCCUAGCCAGGGAGGGUGCUCGGAGCAGGAGCCAGGAAGGCCUAUGGGGAUAGAGUCUUCACACCUCAUCUGACAGUCACAACCGAGGCUUGCCCAACCGCAUGGUUUUUGCCCUGCUGUAGGGCGCCCCCGUGUGGCCGCUCCACGCCCCACGCCCCACGCCCCACGAUGUUCCAGCGCCUCACCAGCCUCUUCUUCGGCGCUCCCCCACCCCCCGAAGACGCCGAGUGCUCCCGCGCCUUCGUCUCGGAGGAGGAUGAUGUGGACGGCUGGCUUAUCAUUGACCUGCCGGACAGCUACGCGGCUCCAGGGGCCGCUCCUGCCCCCGCGGGCCGCCCUCCGCCCGCACCCUCCUUGAUGGACGAGAGCUGGUUUGUUACCCCUCCCGCCUGUUUUACUGCAGAGGGGCCUGGCCUCGGGCCCGCCCGCCUCCAGAGCAGCCCCCUGGAGGACCUCCUCAUCGAGCACCCCAGCAUGUCCGUUUACGUCACCGGCAGCACCAUAGUGCUGGAGCCUGGGCCCCCUUCCCCGCACCCGGACGCUGCCCUGCCUGACGGCGACCUUAGUGACGGGGAGCUGGCGCCCGCCCGCCGCGAGCCCCGGGCCCUGCACCACGCCGCCGCUCCUCUGCCGGCGCGGGCCGUGCUGCUGGAGAAGGCGGGCCAGGCGCGGCGGCUGCAGCGGGCCCGGCAGCGGGCCGAGCGCCAUGCGCUGAGCGCCAAGGUGGUGCAGCGGCAGAACCGCGCCCGAGAGAGCCGUCCGCGCCGGCCCAAGCACCAGGGCAGCUUCGUCUACCAACCGUGCCAGCGCCAGUUCAACUACUGAACGUCCGCCGGCCACGCCACGGACCCCUUGCCCUCUCCUGCCCCGCCUCGGGCCCCUCCGCCGCAGCCAGUGCGCUGCUCGAGGGGCGGCCACGGCCAGUCUCGGGCUGGGCACCGUGACCUCCCUCCUUCAAGCGUGUGAGGUGGGGUGCCAGCCCUUCCUUCCUGGACCCCCUUGGCUUCCCCAUCUCUGACCCUCGAAUCCGCCCCCAAGUCCGCUCAGCCUCCCGCCCCUGCCCCCACGCCCAGCACCUGACCCUCCAUGUCUGGUCUACAUCCCUGGCCCACCCCUUUUUCUCAGCCUCUUCCACUCGCGGGCCUGGCUCGUCCCCCACAGUCACCUCCCACCUUACACGGCUCACCCUUUCACACAUCUGGCAUUACCCUCACCCCUGUUCCCUUAUUAUUCAUUCCCAGUAAUUCCCUCCCAAGUGCAUAAAGGGAGGGGACCCUGAGGCCAGCUCUGAUGACCUGUGUGGUGCGGGCAGCUGGCCUUGACCUCCAGUAGGGACUCAGGCCCAGGGUUUGCCUCUAGUCUUCCCCCUUCCCUUGGCCCUGGGGGACUGGGCUCCUUGGAGCUGCUUAGGCCCAGGACGGCAAAGUAUGUGGAAGAGGACUGUGAGAAGUGCGCCAGAGGGAGAAGGUGGAGGGAGUCGAGGGAAAGAGGCAGCCUACGGAGACGCUGACAGGACAAGGACAGACAGGUUGCCAAGGUGCGGGGAGCAGGGCACUGGGGGAGCUGGCACUGUGCUUGCUCAGAGAGGUCAAGCCCUGCUCCCGGGCUAGAGCCUGGAGUCCACCCCCACUUCCCUUUCCUGUAACCCCACCUGUCAGAUCCUUUCCUGAGAUCCGCCCUCUGCAGGGCUCAGUCAGUACCCUGCCUCCCUACCCCUGCUGUGCCUCCACAGGAGUAGAAGCUGGGCAAAGGCCCUGCGAUUCUGGCCAUCUGUUGAACACGCCCAAGGUGCUAGAACUUGUGUAGGGGAGAUGCAGGCCUGAACGCUUCUGGGCGUGGGGAGCGUCAACCCCCCCCUCCCCAGGAUAAGGAUGCUGAGGACCGCUGUGGGGAGGGGAGAAGACAAGCUGUGGGUGGAGUCAUCCCAAGACUGACAGCUUGGCCUUCAUCUUGCCUCGGGCCUUGCGUUUCACACCCCUCAGUAUGGCUAUUAUACACUCCUGGAAGGAGGCUCGCAGCCCCCCCCCCCCCCAACCCCAGGCCCCAGGCUGUCCCCCUCCAGAGUCAGGACCUUCAAGGGGGCCUCUCUUCCUUUCUAGGCUGCUGGGGAGAAAUGGGUGCCCGAUAGCUCCCCCUCCCCUCUUCACCAGUAAGCACCCAGAGAAGGAACCUGCAUCUCUGGGUGAGACGGAGGGGACCGGGCACCCAGCGCCUCCUCACGAUGGCACUGAAUUUUGGGCUCAGACACCAGCAACAGCCUCUCGGGAUGCCCUGAGCUGCUUCCCACUUCCUCUCCCUCGCUGUCCUUUGCUCGUGUGUGCUCUUUAGUCUUUGACACUCUGAAGACUUCCUGUUACAUAAGAACAUAGGUCUAGCCCCGCACCCCAAUUCCAAGUUUCCAGGGAGGCUUGGAGAAAACUCUGCAUUCCCAUGAGGGCAAAGACAGCUGCCCUCCCUGACUACAGCCCCAGGCCUCAGGUGGGGGUGUGGGGAAGGGAGGGGCCUGUGGAUACUGGGAUGGGGAGAGGAAGCCCUGUUGGGUCUCCUAUUCCAGAGAAUAAGCCACACUGACAGAAAAAGCAGCUCAGAGUCCCCACAGCAGCCCCUCGGGGCUCUAGCGGUUGACUAGUAUGUGCUUCUCUCCAUAAGCUGUCCUCCAGCUAGAGCCUCACCACUUGUAUUCUUCCAGCCAUCCCUUGGCCACUUCAUAGCCAGGUUAGGAUUUCAGCACUUCCAAGAGCUCAAACUCCAGCUCUUCUUGCCUACUCUCACUGCCAGCUGGGGCCUAGGCUCAGUCCUAGAUGGUGCCCAUGAUCCUUCUGGUGGGGGAAGAGCUCAGUUCUCCAGCAUUUGGCUCAACUAGCGAAAGGUCCUUCUGGAUGGAGGCUCCUGUAGUUCUAGACCCUUCCAGCCACCCACCUGGCUGGUUGCAAGGGUCAUACUUUUUUGUACUUUCCUCUAGAUUCUGUAGCAUCUGAGUGUGGCAAUAUCUUAAUUGUGUAUAGAUUUCUAAGAACCCACACUACUUGGUCUCCUGCUAGUCUGACUCCUGGAGCAUCAGACCUUGUCAUACUGUAUUGACUGUGUAUGUGCCUUUCACCUUGAGCAUGCUUCAGGAUUUUGUUUUCUUAACCACAGAACUUGAAUACACGAGGGAACCAGAAUUCAAAGUCCUAUGCAACCUUAGACAGGAGGGGUUAGAGUCUGUGCUGACUGGUGUUUUCAGAGACCCUGGAGAAGUCUGUAUCCGUUUGUGAGUAUUAGUGUUAACAUACCAGCACUUUGCCAAAACUAAGGAUGUCGGAGACCCUUCUUUCUAGAGUGAGUCCCAGCUACAUUAAAGGGUGACUUCCAGCUGUUCUCCACUAAGUGAGUGGUUCCCUCAAGCUGUCACUUUCUAGCCUUUGCCAGUCUAGCCCCAGCAGGGCACCUCGUGUGUAUGAGUGCAGUUCGGUGCUGUUUUGGAGUAUGUCUGCUCCCCAGCCCCAUGCCUGGAACCCUCUGAUCAACUUCUUCUGACCCAUGUCGUCUUCGGUGCAACAAGGACCCCACCAGAGCUCUUGGACGCUUCCCCAGCUCCAAGUGGGCUUUACGUGAGGGGACUGAAUGCAGACACACCACAGCCCAUUUCUAAUACUCUCCCUCUUGCCCUGACACCAAGUUCCAAGUGGAACCAAGCUGAGUGCAUCCCUGUUGGGUAUUUUGUGUUGAGACUGGCUGAAAUGAGACUUUGGUUGACCACGUUGUGAUGUGUCGACAGACUCAAGGACACAACCACCUCGACCUGGUCAUGUGGCAUGCCUGUGUAUGUGUGUAACAGGAUUCUGAUUGUUAGACUGUGAUGCUGUUCCUCUACGGGAGAAAAAAAAAUUAAUAUAAAGAAAAACAAAUAAAGAUCUAUUUAAAGCACACUAUGCUUUCCGCCCGAGU
This is a messenger RNA of Lepus europaeus (European hare), 4115 nucleotides long. It is a transcript of the gene TP53INP2, whose product is annotated as tumor protein p53 inducible nuclear protein 2. The coding region runs from base 354 to 1010 and encodes 218 amino acids. The transcript has 5 exons. NCBI's taxonomy places the organism in Eukaryota, Metazoa, Chordata, Mammalia, Lagomorpha, Leporidae. Gene Ontology annotation, biological process: positive regulation of DNA-templated transcription; autophagosome assembly. Gene Ontology annotation, cellular component: nucleus; autophagosome. The record is from RefSeq and is a predicted model, not a curated record.